AGGAAGGUUUCUUGCCUGCUCUCUCUGCAGAAGACUGAAAGGGGUUCAGAAGAAACUUUAGGAAGAACUUCUGAGUUGCGAUAGUUAAGCCCAACUCAGACACACAACCUAGGAAGAUGGUGGCCGUGAAGACCUGCUCUCUGCUGCUGGUGUUCCUCUUCCUGGCAGUCGGGCUGGGAGAAAAAGAAGAGGUUCAAUUCAGAUCCCAUGCUAAAUUUGGUAGCCUCCGGCCUCGAGGCCCAAGGUAUGCAGAAGGGACCUUUAUCAGCGACUACAGCAUUGCCUUGGACAAGAUCCGCCAACAAGAAUUUGUGAACUGGCUGCUGGCCCAGAAGGGGAAGAAGAAUGAAUGGAAACACAACAUCACCCAAAGAAAGGCCCGGGCUUUGGAGCUGGCAGUACAAUCUCAGGAAAAGGAGGAGACAGAGACACAACAGAGCUCCUUGCCCCAAACCCCCAGUGAUGAAGACAUGCUGAGGGACUUGAUGAUUCGAGAGCUGCUGGCCUGGAUGGUGGACCAAGUAGAGCUCUCCCAGCUCAGGUGGGGAGCAUGA
Messenger RNA from Phodopus roborovskii (desert hamster), 554 nucleotides. It is a transcript of the gene Gip, whose product is annotated as gastric inhibitory polypeptide. Gene Ontology annotation, molecular function: hormone activity; glucagon receptor binding. Gene Ontology annotation, biological process: response to glucose; regulation of fatty acid biosynthetic process; regulation of insulin secretion. Gene Ontology annotation, cellular component: extracellular region. Lineage: Eukaryota; Metazoa; Chordata; Mammalia; Rodentia; Cricetidae. The transcript has 5 exons. The coding region runs from base 117 to 554 and encodes 145 amino acids. The record is from RefSeq and is a predicted model, not a curated record.